Messenger RNA from Python bivittatus (Burmese python), 567 nucleotides. The record is from RefSeq and is a predicted model, not a curated record. NCBI's taxonomy places the organism in Eukaryota, Metazoa, Chordata, Lepidosauria, Squamata, Pythonidae.
AUGGCCUUUGAUCGGUAUGUUGCCAUUUGCAAUCCACUGCACCAGAUGAUGAUGAACUGGAAAGCCUGCACCAAAAUAGUGAUUCUGGUGUGGGUCAUCAGUCUUCUCUAUGGGAUGUUGCAUACCACUGGGACCUUUUCCAUCCCUUUCUGUUCUAAUGUUGUCAACCAGUUUUUCUGUGAAAUUCCACAAUUGCUAAAGCUAUCCUGCUCUGCAUUCAGUCUAAUGGAAGUUGGAUUUCUUCUGGCUAGUAUCACUGCAGGGUUCGGUUGCUUUAUUUUUAUCAUUGUCUCUUACACUAUGAUCUUCAAAACAGGUUUGAGAAUCCCUUCUGUGACAGGAAGGCAGAAGACCUUCUCCACUUGUCUUCCCCACCUGAUAGUCUUUUCUAUGUUGUUGGUAACAGUGUGCUUGGCCUAUCUGAGACCCCCCUCUAACACACCAAAUUACUUCGAUUUCACAUUAACUGUCCUAUGUUGUUUACUUCCACCCUUAUUCAAUCCAAUCAUUUAUAGCAUAAGGAACAAGAAUAUCAAAUCUGUCCUGUCUAAAUUGUGGAGGUUCUGA